This is a messenger RNA of Danio aesculapii, 5712 nucleotides long. Its product is annotated as NACHT, LRR and PYD domains-containing protein 3-like. The record is from RefSeq and is a predicted model, not a curated record. Gene Ontology annotation, molecular function: protein binding. Lineage: Eukaryota; Metazoa; Chordata; Actinopteri; Cypriniformes; Danionidae.
AAUCUUGAGAGCAAAAUGAUCAGAUUUCUGAAGAAUGAACUGGAAAACUUUAAGAAAAUAUUACAAGAUAACAGACAAGAGUUUGUAAAGGACUUUAAUGACACAGAAGCAGCUCUUGAUCUGACACUCUUCUUCCAAAGAAAGAUGAAGCAAGAUAAAGCUGCUGAUACUCCUGAGGAUGAGCUGCUCUUCAUUAAUCAGCUUAAAUAUAGCCUGAAGAAGAAAUAUCAAAGUGUGUUUGAAGGUGUUGCUCAGCAAGGAGACUCCACACUUCUGAAUAACAUCUACACAGAUCUCUAUAUCACUCAGGGUGGGAGUGAACAGGUCAACACUGAAAAUGAGAUAAGACAGAUUGAAGCUGCUUCCAGACGUCAUCAAUUACUAGAGAUACAGGUUGAAUGCAAACAUUUGUUUGAAGCUCCUAAACAAGACGAGCAGAUCAGAACUGUCCUGACAAAAGGAGUUGCUGCCAUCGGGAAAUCAGUCUCUGUGCAAAAGUUUGUUCUGGAUUGGGCUGAAGGAAAAGAAAAUCAAGACAUCAGCUUCAUAUUUUCUCUUCCAUUUAGAGAGAUGAACUUAAUGGAAAAGAAAAGACAAAGUUUAAAAGACCUCAUAACUCAGUUUUUCCCAGAGACUAAAGGACUGAACCUUACAAGAAGCACACGAUUCAAAGUCCUGUUCAUCCUUGAUGGAUUGGAUGAAUGUCGUCUUCCUCUGAACUUUGCUGGUAAUGAGACGUGUCGUGAUGUAUCUUCAGCAGUCUCUCUGGAUGUUCUCCUGACGAACCUCAUCAAGGGAAAUCUGCUUCCUUCUGCACUCAUCUGGAUCACUAGCAGACCAGCAGCUGCCAGUAAGAUUCCUGCUGACUGUAUCGACCGGCUGACAGAGAUACGAGGAUUUAAUGAUGCCCAAAAGGAGGAGUACUUCAGAAAGAGACUCACAGAUCAGAAUCAGGCCAGAGAAAUCAUUGAUCACAUUAAACAGUCAAAGAGUCUCUUUAUUAUGUGCCACAUCCCAGUCUUCUGCUGGAUUUCAGCCACUGUUCUCCAGAAUAUUUUGAAGGAGAACAGAAAUACUGAACUGAAACACAGGGCUAAUGCUGAAACACUGCAGGAAUCUCCCAAGACUCUGACACAGAUGUACACACACUUUCUCCGCUUUCAGAUUCAGCAGAGCAGAAGAAAGUAUGAUGGAGAAAACACACCAGAUGUCUGCUGGGAUCCAAACGUCAUCCUUUCACUGGGGAAACUGGCCUUCCAGCAGCUGGAAAGAAACAAUGUGAUCUUCUAUGAGAGCGAUCUGAAAGACUGUGGCAUUGACGUCUAUAAGGCAUCGGUGUACUCAGGCAUGUGUACCCAGAUCUUUAAGAAGGAGACAGGAUUUGUUCUUCAUACCAUGCACUGCUUUCUUCACUUGAGCAUUCAAGAGUUCAUUGCAGCCCUUUACCAACAUCUGUUUCUAGACAGAGACAAGACACAAGCAGAAAAAAGUAGACAUGAGUCCAUGAUUGAUUUGCUGAAGACUGCAGUAGACAAGGCUCUGGAAAGUGAGAAUGGACAUCUGGACCUUUACCUUCGCUUCCUUCUUGGUCUGUUACUCCAGUCCAAUCGACAACUCUUACGAGGCCUGUUGACACAGCAGGAUGACAGUGACCAAAGCAAAGAGGAAAUAAUUGCAUACAUCAAGCAGAAACUUGAAGGAAAUCUGUCUCCAGAGAGAUCCAUCAAUCUGUUCUACUGUCUGAAUGAACUGAACGACCAAACUCUGCUGAAAGAGAUUCAGUCUCACCUUAGUAGAGGAAGUCUAUCAUCUGCUCGCCUUUCACCUGCCCAGUGGUCUGCUCUGGUCUUUGUGUUGUUGACCUCAGAGGAGGAGCUGGAGGAGUUUGAGCUUCAGAAAUUCCAGAGAUCAGACGAGUGUCUCAUCAGACUAUCAGCAGUCAUCAAAUCCACCAAAAGAGCUCUGCUACAGUGUGGUAAUCUCACUGUUCGGUGCUGUGAAAGUUUGUCUUCAGUUCUACAAUCCUCAAACUGUGUCCUGAGAGAGCUGGACCUGAGUAACAAUGACCUGCAGGAUUCAGGAGUGAAGCUUCUCUCUGAUGGACUGAAGAGUCAACACUGUAAACUGGAGACACUGAGAUUGUCUGGCUGUAUGGUGACAGAGGAAGGCUGUGGUUUUCUGUCUUCAGCUCUGACUUCAAACCCCUCACACCUGAGAGAGCUGGAUCUGAGCUACAAUCAUCCAGGAGAUUCAGGAGUCAAGCUGCUCUCUGAACAACUGGAGGAUCCAAACUACACACUGGACAAACUCAAUCUGGAUCAUGGAGGAGACACGAGGAUUACAGCAGGACCACGCAAAUAUGUCUGUUUCCUCACACUGGAUCCAAACACAUUAUACACUGGUCUCAUUCUGUCUGAAGAGAACAGAGAGGUGAAGAGUGUGGAAGAGAAUCAGUCGUAUCCUGAUCAUCCAGACAGAUUUGAUUAUUAUCGUCAGGUGUUGUGCAGAGAGAGUGUGUGUGGAUGCUGUUACUGGGAGAUUGACUGGAGUGGAGAUGUUGGUGUGUGUAUAUCAGUGUCAUAUAAGAGCAUCUGCAGGAAGGGACGAGGUGCUGAGUGUUGGUUUGGAUAUAAUGCUCAGUCCUGGAGUUUGAUCUGCUCUUCCUCCAGUUUCUCAUUCUCACACAAUCACACAGAGACUCAUCUCCCAGUAGAGCCGCUCAGCAGGAGAAUAGGAGUGUUUGUGGAUCACAGUGCAGGAACUCUGAUCUUCUACAACAUCUAUAGAGACACAAUGAGGCUCAUCCACUCAGUCCAGACCACAUUCACUGAGCCGCUCUGGCCUGGGUUUUGGGUUGGUUCUGGAUCAUUAGUGAAACUGUGCUGAAGACUGAGGAGAUAUUUACCCAGAAUCCUCUGCAGGAUCAGUCAGCAGCAGUGAGAUGGUGUGUGUGUGUCUAUGUGUGAGUAAAAAAAAGAUAUCUGUUUGUGUGUGUGUGUGUGUGUGUGUAUUGCUGUGUGUACAUGUGCAUGUGUAAGAGAGUCUGUAUUUGUGUGUGUGCAGGUGCUUGUGUGUGUGUGUGUGUGAGUGUCUGUGUGUGCAUGUGUUCACUGCUCUGUGUUUGAGUGUGUGUGUGUGCGUGCACGUGUGUGAGAGAGUCUGUGUGUGUGUUUGUGUGUGUGUGGUUUGGGGGGGGGGGGGUUCAUUCUAUGAAACGGGUGUCAUUUGUGUCCGUAACAUUUGAUGAGCUGCAUGAAGCACAAAAAUGUCCUAAAAUGUGUUUACAAAGAUUAAAGUGAUGAAUUUAAGGGUUCUUGCUAGCAUGAUAUAUUAAAAAGUAUCACUAUUAAAGAGAAAUAUAUAUUUUUUUACACUUUUUCAUGAUUACAUAACACAUUUCACAUGUUCGUGCUGACUAACAUUGCAUAGCACCUAAAAUAUCAUCAGGGUUCGUACGGGUGCUGGAAAUCCUGGAAAAUGCUUGAUUUUUAAUAUAGUGUUUUCAAGGUUAGAAAAAGUGCUUGGAUUUUGGACAAAGUGCUUGAACCUGCUUGAAAUUGAAAUUGCACGACUUGAAAUUACGACCGUUUUGGUCACAUAUGUGCCCGAAAUUUCAUCUAUCUGAGCUUCACGCAGAAUGCCUAUUUGCACUUAAAAACGGCAAACGCAGCACUCAGGAACAGUUUUAAACAGUCGUCAUGUCAACUUAAUGCAGUAAACAAAUCCCACAACGCCCGCCCCACUGCUCUUCUGAUUGGCCCACUGCUUGCAAUGAAUGCGAAUGGAUUGGUUAAUGUAAGCUGUCAAUCAGUUCAGAUGACAGAGAGAUACUGCUGUGAAAAUUUAAAGGUCUGGAUCCAGUCAUUGGUUACCCCCAACACUGUAUCCCAUUGGUGUCAAAUUCAGUUGCUGGAGUUCCCAUCCUACUUCAACACACAAGUGCUCUAUGCACUGCAUGUGUUGUUCAUUCAUUUAAUAAAAGGUUUUCAUAUCUGCUGAUUUGUUUAUUGUGUUAGACAUUUUCUGUUGUAUAUUUGUUUGCUGCCAAAACAAUAAAAUACAUUUGUUUAAAGAUUUGAUAUGCUUUCUAGUUGUAAUAACAGUUACGAAUACUGAUUAAUUUUAGUAAAACUAAACUAUAUAUACCACUGAUGUGUAUGCAGUAGCUGUUAUGCUGUGAGUAUAGAACUACAGUACAGUAACUGUAAGCAGUUUUCAGUUAGAACCGUUUUGUUCUUCAAUGCUCUGUAAAGUGUCAUAUUGCAUUCCUGGAAAUGGCACACCUCCGGUUUAACUCCAUCACAUAAUGCUGUAGCGAAGGAGAAAGCAAAAAAUCCACAAGUGCUGUAUGACUGCUGCAUUGAACAUCGGGCUUUCUGAUAACGAACUGGGUAAAUGUGGGCAGAUAAGCCAGGAUAACUUUUGUUCUGUUUGCUUGAAGAUAUUUGUGUCCAGGCUAUCAUAGAUGUAAAUCUCGUUGGAUCCACAGAAAAGACUGCCGUUAUCCAGUGGUUGUCGUUUCCGUUCAUUAUUUGUACAAAUGGUGUCUGUGACAUCACACCCCCUCAAUGAACACUUUGUUAGAGCAAACUGGACUGAAACCCAUGUAUGUGAGGAAACUUCUGAGCAAUAUAAAAGGAAGCUGCCUCCACUUCAUCACUGCUGAGCCAAGUGUAUGGGUGAAGAAUGCUAAACAAUUGUUCUUGUUUCCGCUGUACCUCUUUCACCAAUUUCUUGGCUUUAAUUACCUCCUUUGGUGAAUAAUGUCCCCUAAUUGGUCCACGGGACUUUUGUCUUUGUGCUCUUUUUCGUUUUUGCCCUUUCUAUGAGAUAAACAUAACAAAUAGGCAUACAUUUUAUUAAUUAUUGCACCUCGGUUGUCAUCUCAACUCCUAUUCACCUCUGAAAAUUAAGUCUUCCCUUUUUAUUUUAGAAAUGUGUGAUUACUGUUUUACAGCAGUAAAUGAGAUCUAUCAAGUUAGAUUUGGAUAAAUCUAUGUUUAGCAGUUUGUUAUUUAAGGAAGUACACAGUAAAGUACAUUAAAAUAUUUUAUUUUGGUAUGUUCUAACUUCAUUUUUGUAUCUAAAAGAAGUAUACAUAUUAAGUCAAUUGUUAGCACACAUACUUGUCUGUCUCGUAUUUGCACAUAAAAUUAAUAGUUUUAGCUUCAAAGCAUCUUUGUCUUGACUUCCUGUCUCCGGGUCCUGUGCUGCCACUGAUGUUGUCUGCUUUUGUGUAGGAGUGCUGAUUAUCUUUGGGACAGUGGACAUCUACAUUUUACAAAGAGAAUAGAAAUUACUUUUUUUUAUAUUUGAGAAAUGCUGAACUGGUUACAUAAUGCAUCCAAUAAACUGGUUAAAUCAGCUUGUUCCAUCAAAUCUCUGUCCAUACUAUCUCACAAUCUUCUGAAAUUGACAUUAUUACUGUGCAGCUGCUUUGACAAAUUAAUGAAUUGAUAAGGUUAACCAUUACCUGAAAAGCAUCUUUGUCUUGGCUGCCAGCUUUUUUUGUCAGAUUGUGUCUGUUUCUGAAUGGGACUGUUGUUUGUCUUUGAGGCUGUAUAUGCCUGCAUUUUACAAAAAAAGAUAUUAGAAAUUACAAAUAUCUUUAACGAAUGCUGAACUGGUUUGUAUUUAAAUGUGCUUCAUGUUACCAUUGUGUUUUUGAAAUUAAAUGGCUUGAUGAUGGAGGUCAUGCAGACCCCUCCUCUA